Molecule: messenger RNA, 4623 nt
Organism: Oncorhynchus gorbuscha (pink salmon)
Lineage: Eukaryota; Metazoa; Chordata; Actinopteri; Salmoniformes; Salmonidae
Product: transcription factor SOX-13-like
Exons: 14
Coding region: 252-2153 (633 amino acids)
Biological process (GO): regulation of transcription by RNA polymerase II; cell fate commitment
Cellular component (GO): nucleus
Molecular function (GO): DNA-binding transcription factor activity, RNA polymerase II-specific; RNA polymerase II cis-regulatory region sequence-specific DNA binding
Source: RefSeq, a predicted model, not a curated record
GGACACAAAACACCAGAAAGUAAUCAGAGAAAGCGGGGUGAGGUUGUGUGAGCGUUGGGGAGAACUACCGCGACGCUGAUAGCAACUAUAGGCGCUCAUGUAACUCUGUCCUCGUCUUCUCUGUAGACCGAAGAGAACUCAACACAACGCACCCUCUUGUGCUUUGCAUGCGGUGAGCGAUCAAGCGCGAGGGCUCGGAAAAAACAGCGGUGGAGACGGAAGUUUGGAAAUCCCGGGCGCCUCGGGAGUGAAUGGUGGAGCCCAGUCCCCCAGCGCUGCAUCUCCAUGCCAGCGGUGAUGUCAGCAUGGUGGGCGUCAGUGUGAAGUUGGAGGAGUCUGGAGGAGAAGGGGGAGGAGCCCAUACCAGGGCAGAGCAGCUCUCCUCUCCUGCCUGUGAUUGGUCAGGACAUCAGCCAAUGGAACGACCGGAGUCUAGACAGCUGACUCCUCCCCUCUCCCGCUCACCCUCAGAGGGCUCUCCUGGUAAGGAACAGCUUCUCAGACAGAGUCCUGUUGGGAUGAAGGGGGGCAGCAGGGGGUACAACCACCGACCAGAGGGACACAUGCACCCCACUGUCAGCGAAGUCAUGCCCACCAUAGAGAAGCUUCUAAGUGUGGACUGGAGGGAGAAAUUUCUGGACAAAAGCCCCCUGGGAGGCAACCACCUGAAAGGCACUCCAGAGUCUCUGGCAGAGAAGGAGCUGCAGUUGUUAUUGAUGAUCAACCAGCUGGGUGGUCUGAGGGAGCAGCUGCUGGGAGCCCACUCUGAGCAGAGGAACAUGGCUGCCUUGCUGCUGGAGAAACAACAGCAGCAGAUGGAGCUGGCCAGACAGCAGCAGGAACAGAUUGCCAAACAGCAGCAGCAGUUGAUCCAGCAGCAGCACAAAAUCAACCUGCUUCAGCAACAGAUCCAGCAGGUUAACAUGCCCUACGUGAUGAUCCCAGCCUUCCACCCCAACACCCAGCAACUCCCUGUCACUGCCGACAACCAGAUGACCAUGCCUCUGCAGCCAAUCCCCUGCAAGCCAGUGGACUAUCCCAUGCAGCUGCUGCAGAACUCUCACUCCACCCCUGUGAAAAGGCCCAGUGGUACCUUCCGUCAGGAAGCCAGCCAGCCUCUGAAUCUGACCUCCAAGCCCAAGGGGAUGGACAUGGGGAAGAGCCCCAGCCCGCAGAUCUUUGAGCUGGGCUCGCUGACUCUUCAGGGUGGGUACAGACCCAGGGACAACCAUAGAGACAGCCCUUCACGGCCUGCACUUAACCUAGGUUUCCUGGGAGAGGGGGAUGUGGUGACCCAGGCCAUCCACGAUGCCCAGCAGCUGCUGUGGAGUCAUGGGCCGGGCGGAAGAGAGAGGGAGCGAGAGAGAGACUGCACUGCCAGGAUGGAGCAUAAGGAGUCUGGUCGCAGCGACAGGCUGCCACACCAAGACCGGGGAGAGAACAGACAAACCCGCCAAACCAACGAGGACCACCACAGCAGUGAUUCUGAGGGCCCCCUGUCUGCUCCUGGUGUGGGGUUGUUUGCAGAGGUUCGCAGUCCCCCCUCCUCCGUCCACAUCAAGAGGCCCAUGAACGCCUUCAUGGUCUGGGCCAAAGACGAGAGGCGACGGAUACUACAGGCCUUCCCUGACAUGCACAACUCCUCCAUCAGCAAGAUACUGGGAACUAGAUGGAAGUCUAUGUCUAACCAGGAGAAGCAGCCCUACUAUGAGGAGCAGGCCAGGCUGAGCCGACAGCACCUGGAGCGUUACCCCGACUACAAAUACAAGCCCCGCCCCAAACGCACCUGCAUCGUGGAGGGGCGGAGACUCAGGGUGGGCGAGUACAAAGCCAUGAUGAAGAGCAGGAGACAGGAGCAGAGAGGGGCAUACACACACAGUCAAUCAGAGCCGCAGAAGCUGCACUACACCCCAGGCGAGGGCCAAUACCCAGGCGGCGGUGGAACGGUCUCCAUGCCGACGGUGCCAUUCCACCCCGCGCUAUUGGAGCACUACCUGCCACGAGGGUUGGAGGCUCCGCCUCCUCGCAGACUUGACGGGCAGAUCACACCCACUCCCCUCCACAGAGAGAGGGAGAGACCACCGUACAGCGAGGGGGAGGAGAGUGACAGAGGAGAGAGGAGUGAGGGAGAGCUAGUUCUCCUCACUGACUGAGUGGGAGAGAGGAAGGGAGAGAGUUUUUAAUAGGGAUAAAGGAGUAAGGGAGAGUUAGUUCUCCUCACUGACUGAGUGGGAGAGAGGAAGGGAGAGAGUUUUUAAUAGGGAUAAAGGAGUAAGGGAGAGCUAGUUCUCCUCACUGACUGACUGAGUGGGAGAGAGGAAGAGGGAGGGUUUUUAAUAGGGAUAAAGGAGUAAGGGAGAGCUAGUUCUCCUCACUGACUGACUGAGUGGGAGAGAGGAAGAGGGAGGGUUUUUAAUAGGGAUAAAGGAGUAAGGGAGAGCUACUUCUCCUCACUGACUGACUGAGUGGAAGGGAGAGAGAGGGAGAGUUUUAAUAGGGAUAAAGGAGUAAGGGAGAGCUACUUGUCCUCACUGACUGACUGAGUGGAAGGGAGAGAGAGGGAGAGUUUUAUUAGGGAUAAAGGAGUAAGGGAGAGCUACUUCUCCUCACUGACUGGCUGAGAGGGAGGGACAGAGAGAAAGGAGAGUGUGUGUAGACAACUGAAUGAAAAGGUGUGUGUGUGUGUGUGUGUGUGAUGAAGGGGAUCUUGGUCCACAUCAAGUGUGUCAGAGUUCAACGGUUAUAUCUUAGCCAUGUGAUAUGACCAUGUCAGCAGAGCCCAUGACAUGUUAGGGUUAGUAGGAGACAGUUGUUUGUUACAACGUUGAAUCUAAAAGAUCAUUGGUCAUGAAUCAUAGAUUGGUCUGUCCAUGUUGCUCGUAAUAAAGGUACAUUCACAAUGUGGAAUGAGUUGAGAUACACUGGAUUAGACUUGGGGUUCAUUACUGUCACCCACAGGCAUUGACAUAGAUGUUUCCCCUAAACACACAUCUAUUAUUUCUAGACCAUAUCCUUAAAAAUAUUAGGGCCAGGGUAUGAAACAUCUGACCUCUCCCUAACGACGCGGGGCGGCAGGGUAGCCUAGUGGUUAGAGUGUUGGACUAGUAACCGAAAAGGUUGCAAGUUCGAAUCCCCGAGCCGACAAGGUACAAAUCUGUCUUUCUGCCCCUGAACAGGCAGUUAACUCACUGUUCCUAGGCCGUCAUUGAAAAUAAGAAUUUGUUCUUAACUGACUUGCCUAGUAAAAUAAAGGUUUUAAAAAAAAAUCUGAUUUUGAUUCUGACAGAGAGUGCUGCCCUCUGCUGUUUGGGAUGGGCACAGCACCAUGAAAUAUCCCGAUCGCUAGAAAGAUUAUUUAAAACAUUUUUUAUUACCAAUAUUUACAGAUGACAGAGGUUGAAUAACCCCCAUUAAUAGCAUAGGUAAUGAGAUGCACUCUGUCAGAAUGCACUUUCACUGAACCCUCAUCUCCUUUCCAAACAGACUCAGACUGCACCAAAGUAGUCUAAAGUAUAAACUUGUCUCCUUAUAUCUUCUCCUUCAUAUGCACUGACAACAAAACAGGACAAGGCAAUAUGGGGGAUUCCUUGUGCGAGAGUUUCUUUCACUUGUCAAGUUCUUUCACAUCAGUGCAGGUGGAGUAAAGGAAGCCACUUUAGACUAUCAGGAUGCACCCAGUGUUUCAGUUUUUGCACUUGCGAUAGUAGUUGAUCAGCAGUGACAUCUAGUGUAAUGAGGAGAAAUGUCUAAGGAAUCUCCCUCCAAGCCCUUAUUCUAGAUUGAUCUCAUCCUUCUGUUCUCUAGUUGUGUACAAGCUGUAUGUGAUGUGUGCAUAAUGUCUUUCAAUCAAUUUAUUUUGAACGCGGGUUUACAAUGUACUUGUCACAGAAUGUUAUACAAAUGUUCUGUAAAAUGUGUGUUUCUUUGAGUGUGUGUGUGGGUAUUGAACGCAAAGGUUGGCCUGAACCCUUUGUCUGUGUAUUCUGACACCCUGGCCUGUUGUCUUGACCACAGCUGUUGCUCUGUCCAUGUACUGCAGUUUGCCUUGACACAACAGUGCUCCAUCUCAAUAGUCUUAAUGCCGCUCUGUCUCCAUCUGCGCUGACCUGAAAGAACUGGACAGGUGAAAUGAAGGUUUUCAACCCAUGUUAUCAGUGCAGAUGGAGGAGAAAAACAGAAUAGGAAUCCAUUUGACUGUUGGGAUACAGCCUUCAUCACAAUGUACUGGACAGAAGAGGUCAGAUUUGUGGUGUAAGCGUAUUGUUAACUGAGGCAGGCCUGUGGUUAGUUGCUGUUACCCUGUUGUAAAGCAUUUGGUGAGCAGGAUGAAGUGGCCACUGAUCUACGGUCAGUUUUACAUCUUUUCCUAUAACGUUAAGGACAACUUCAACCCAGAGCCAAGGGGAUGGCACUGUAGAGACUGUAUCAGAGAAACAUGUUUAUCUAAUUAUGACACAAACCCAGAAGAGAACUGUCACCUGUUGUCACCCCUGCUGUUGUAAAUAUAGAUAGAUUUUAUUUUGUUUAUAAGAGCCUGUGUAAUUUAAAGGUGUACCUUUUACUGUAUGUUUUCUAAGUUGUGGUUUUGUUUUUUGGAAAAUAAUAAAUUUGGUUGUUAUCUUU